GGAGGGAGGGGGGAUUGAACCCAGACUCGCUACAUCUGGAGGGGCUGCUUCCGUGUCUUCUCACAGCAGCAGCAGGUGGUGGAGCUGCACUCGAGACGAAAGCAGAGGCCACUCCAGCACUGCACGAGAGACAGAGACCAAGACAAGAAGCUGCCACUCAUCUCGGAUCUCUGCGCAGAGUUCUGGGGGCUCUCACAGCGAGAGAAGAGGCGGAAGAUGGCCAGGAUCAACCGGCAUGGCACCGCCGCAGCGAUGUUCCUGGGGAUCUCCUGCUUCCUGAGCUGUGGUCGCUCCGCCUUGGCUCAGGGCCUCGUAAAGACAGAAGUUGGCUCCGACGUGCUCCUUCCGUGUCUCUUUAACGAGCCCGUCCCUGACGACGAGAUGGUCAGCUGGGAAAGAAAAUUAGCUAAUGGAUCAUCCGUACAGGUCCUCGUCUUCCACGACAAAUCGACUCCAAGACUGCCCAACAUCGAGUGGGUGGGAGAUCUGAGCCGGGGCAACGCCUCCGUCAAGAUCUCGGCCGUGGGAAUCGAAGAUGCCGGCGAUUACUCGUGCGCAACUUUUUACUCGGAUAUCAACCUGAGCAUCACUCUGAGCGUCGUUUUGAAAGUGGUGGAAGCUCCCAGCAGGAAAAACGACAACGGUAACGGCGAGCCCACCACGGGCAUAAUUUUGGCCGCAGUGGCUCUGCUGGUGAUCGCUGUCGCCGUUGUGGGAUUUGUCAUCGCGAAGAAGAUGCGGGAGAGGAGGAGGAGGAACAGGGACAACGAGAGCGGAACGCCACCAUCGACCGAGCUGCAAGUCCUCGCCCCGGCGGCGAGCACUGCUUAGUCUCCGCUGCUGGAUGAGCGACAUCCCUACGCUCCCCCCCCCCUCCCCUGCUGUGUCAGAGGGGGUGGUGGUGGUCACGGGAUGGUGAUCACCGGGUUGUUGUUUAUCUAACAACCACCACACCUGCCAACCCCUUGUCAGUGGCCUACCUUAUUACAGACCAAUUCAGACCUUAUUGGUCACCCCGCCGAUUUCGGCCAAUUGGAGCCGCUGGUAAAGUCACGUGGCUAAGCCGUGCCCUCGGCCAAUCAGCAACCGAGGGAACUACUUUAUUUGGAAAACGCCAUUUUUUUUUUAAGAAUCGGUUUUACCCUUUUUGGCAAUAAAAUACCAAACAGAAACCUUUUCCAAGGAAUCACGUCUGCAUUCACCAUACUUGCGGUGAACAUGCAGGCAUGCUCUGGUAGUAAAUGAUGAAGCAUUGUCUUUGAAACUGAUUGGUCUACACCAGAGACAGCUUUCUUUAGGGCCUAGUCUCAACUAGUGUUAGGCCAGAGGACGCCAAAAGGGGAACAGCACAAAGACAAUGCCACCAUCAGAGCAUUUAUAGCUGGGGUUGAUCAGCUACAUCAUGGGACCUCCCUUGCCAGUAUCACGGAUACGUGUAGCUAAUGCAGAACAUGAUUCCUUACACAACGUUUCUAUUUGGUGUUUGAACAUCUUAACACAAUUGCUGUUUUAUUCAUAAUAGAGGUUUUUUGGUUAGAUCGUGUAAAUAUAUAAAUGUGUCGUUAAAAGCAUCACCCGAUACAGCCAACUAGUAAGGGUUGUCACGUAAACAGAACGUGCCAUAAUCUAGAUUUGACGUGCCAAUUCGUUACAAGUACAGCACACUGGUGUGUUGGAGAGCCAAGCCACAACAUUAACAAUCUGGGUAUGACAUUUCGCCAGUAAUUACAACUUGCUUCAUCAGGCGACAUCCAGAUCACAAAUCUGGCUGUCGCCUGAUGAAGCAAGUUGUAAUUACCAGCGAUACGUCAUACAUCAAACUAAAAUAAUGAAACCUAUCAUUUUACUUUGAUAAUCCCAUAUAUAUAUAAAUAUACACCAUUCGUAGCCGGAGUGGCCCCCGUUACAAUCUAAUACGCAGCACGUGCGCGGAGUUGCUAAGGAAAUUAAGUCAUGUAAACAUGUAUAUUUUGGGGUUUUUUGGGUACAGGGUAAUAUAUUCGAAAUUGUCUCGAUUGACGUGGACGGUAAUACUAGUUUACGGUUUAACUGCGAGCGAGAGCGAGAGAGAGAGCGUGUGUACGGGUCUUGUGCAUCUUCUUGGUUCUUUCGGUAAAGUCACGUAGAAGGGAAAUAAUAAAAAUGAAACAUAAUAAAAUACAAUUCUCACGAAGUUUCGGCCACAACGCAAGCAGCCGUCCUCA
Messenger RNA from Lethenteron reissneri (Far Eastern brook lamprey), 2204 nucleotides. Its product is annotated as myelin protein zero-like protein 3. NCBI's taxonomy places the organism in Eukaryota, Metazoa, Chordata, Hyperoartia, Petromyzontiformes, Petromyzontidae. The record is from RefSeq and is a predicted model, not a curated record. Gene Ontology annotation, cellular component: plasma membrane.